This is a messenger RNA of Pseudophryne corroboree (corroboree frog), 1614 nucleotides long. RefSeq names its product zinc finger DHHC-type containing 24 (gene ZDHHC24). Bases 132 to 1130 code for a protein of 332 amino acids. The record is from RefSeq and is a predicted model, not a curated record. Gene Ontology annotation, molecular function: palmitoyltransferase activity. The transcript has 4 exons. NCBI's taxonomy places the organism in Eukaryota, Metazoa, Chordata, Amphibia, Anura, Myobatrachidae. Gene Ontology annotation, cellular component: Golgi apparatus. Gene Ontology annotation, biological process: protein palmitoylation.
CAUCACUCUUUCCCGUGCACUGCACAGUAAUGUAGUUCCCAACUUCUUCCCAUUCAAGUUAGCUCCCGCCCUUUCUCCCCAGGGAAUCACAGUCACACACAGUACAGGGCGCUUCACACCUGCACCCGCCAAUGCACGUUCCCGCCCAGCAGAGAGGGAGCGAGCUUAGCGUAGUGACACUUCCGGGCUGGGCGGGGCCACUGCUGCUGUCAGAAAGACGGGCCGGCCGGUGGUCAGCUGCUGCCGUGCCCGGAGACCCACGAUGGCUUCGUCAGGAAGGUGAGAGUUGGCGCUGCAGUGAGAUAACAUACAGUGUAUGUGGUACUGAGAGUGAAAUCAUGCAGAGGAGCCGCUGGAACCCUGCACUAGUGCUACCUGUGUGCAUUACGUGUAUUCUUGUGUCUUCUGUAACUCUGGAGAUGUUAUAUCUGAUCCUCACAAAUUCAGGGAGUGAACAGUUUCCUCUUCUGAUGCUAACAUUGUACCUCUUGUUUAAUGUAGUGGGGAACAUGUUAAAGUUUGUCCAAAGUAAUGCUACCAUCAAAGGUGUCUUCCUGGAGCAUGGCAGCACUGGUCAAGGCUGGUUGUACUGUUACACCUGUCAGACACACAUUCCUCCAAGGUGCCACCACUGCUAUGAUUGCAACGUGUGUGUUCUUCGACGUGACCACCACUGCACUUUACUUGGAAAAUGCGUGGGUUACUCAAACUAUCGAUACUUCCUGUGUGCAUUACUUCAUGGGUUACUUGCUCUACUUCUUGCCACCAUUCUUAAUGCUGAAAUUUUUGUAGACUUGAUGCAUGAGGGUUUCAGUCUUCACAGCUUCUUUCUGCUUAUCAUGCCGUGGAUGAUGUUGAUCAUAGGCCAAGUGACUGCAUCAACCUUUAUUUUUGCCUUUGUGGCUGAUACCUGUGUUGUUGGCUUCCUGUUUUGUCUUGCUUUCCUUAUGCUGCACUGUGUUCUUCUUUAUCGUGGGGCAUCCACCAAAGAAUGGUUCAGUGGCCAUGCAAACGAUUAUAACUAUGGUUGGAAGAAAAACGUCCCAAACUUUCUGGGAGAAAGGUGGUACCUGGUUUGGUUGUCACCAUGGAUUCAUUCAAGAUUGCCUGGAGAUGGAAUUACCUUUUGAGCCUGUGAAUCUUUCUGUUAGUGUGUCAUCCAAGAAAUAUACCCAGUAGAUUCUGCUUUCCCUGUAUAUGUGAACCUCAAACUAUGUUUUUGUUAUGGAAGUACCUAGGGGUAUAUUACUACAGUGCAGGUUUUUAGAAGUGGAGAUUUUGCCGAUAGCAACCAAUCAGAUUCUAGUCAUUAUCUUCUAGAAGGUGCUAGAUAAAUAGGUAGCAUCUGAUUGGUUGCUAUGGUUAACAUCUCCACUUUUGAAAACCCACACUUUAGUAAAUAUACCCCUUAGUAUUCAUUCUAGCACCCUGCACUUGAUCAGUGAGGAGGGCAUAUUUUCAUCUUUAAGGGCAAAAUUGUAUACGUGAUGUUUCACUACAGUAUGAAGACGGCAAUAUACAAGGGCAGUAUUUACCCUUAGUUUCUCUAACGUCCUAGUGGAUGCUGGGGACUCCGUAAGGACCAUGGGGAAUAGACGGGCUCCGCAGGAGACA